Molecule: messenger RNA, 505 nt
Organism: Vigna umbellata (rice bean)
Lineage: Eukaryota; Viridiplantae; Streptophyta; Magnoliopsida; Fabales; Fabaceae
Source: RefSeq, a predicted model, not a curated record
AACAUUUUAUCUGGGCCUGAUCCAAAACUCUACAAGCUUAUUCAGACACAUUAGGGUUUGUAGUCACAAUCUCUGGCUCUCAUUCUUUGUGUUCAGAUCAGAAUCAGAUCCGCUCUCUUUGUUUCUAAACAUGGCAACUCAGAUGAGUAAGAAGAGAAAGUUUGUUGCGGACGGAGUGUUCUUCGCCGAACUGAAUGAGGUCCUGACACGUGAGUUGGCGGAGGAUGGUUAUUCCGGUGUCGAGGUUAGGGUUACGCCUAUGCGCACCGAGAUCAUCAUCAGAGCCACCAGAACCCAAGCCGUUCUCGGUGAGAAGGGAAGGAGAAUUAGGGAACUGACCUCAGUGGUGCAGAAGAGGUUCAAGUUUCCUGAGAACAGUGUUGAGCUGUAUGCGGAAAAGGUGAACAACAGAGGUCUAUGUGCCAUUGCUCAGGCCGAAUCUCUUCGCUACAAGCUCCUCGGUGGUCUUGCUGUUCGCAGGUAUGUAUAAUUUUUAGCAAAUUUA